AUGGCGUCAACAUUCGACCUCACUACGGACGAGUUUCUCACUUGUGAGAUCCAUUCCGAGAGCACCCUCCCACUUCUGAGUUAUUUCAUCGCUUGCAAGAAGCAUAAUCAGAAUGGCUCCAGAACCCUCUUUCAGAAAGUCAAGUCGGAAAUUGGAGACGCGGACCGUCCCAUUCCCGAUGAGUCUGAGCAGCUGCAGGAUGUUCUGUUAGCUCUAAUGAAAGAUGGUCCUGGCAAACCUGGGGAGAAGAUACCUGGCCGUCCAACAGUCACUAUUGUCGGCGCUGGUGUCUCUGGGCUUUGUGCUGGCUAUGAGCUCAAGAAAGCUGGGUUCAAUGUCACCAUUCUUGAGGCUUCUUCACGAGUCGGCGGGCGAGUCAAGACUUUCAGAGAACCGACCUUCGCCCAUGGCCUUCACGGUGAGGGCGGUGCCAUGCGCAUUCCAGCCAAUCACUACUUGCUACACAAGUACAUUGAAGACUUUGGUUUAAAGCCUCAACUGUUCGACUUUGAGAUGAAGAACAAGUUCAUUUACAUUUCCGGCUACGGCGAAACACUCACAUACGAUCGCUUCAAUGAGCUCCUUCAAGAAAAGGACGCGAAGCUGCUUUCUCUCUUCCCUGGUCUUCGGGACUGCGAGAAAGGCAAGACAUGCGACAAGCUGUUCACAGAAGCUGUUGGGAAAGUUGUGGAUGACUUUUGGGAAGCCUAUGAAAAAGCCACAGACGAGGUCUCGUUUCCCGAGAAGAUCCAGGUCAAAGCUAUCAAGGAUGCAUAUGCUGCGAUCACCGAGAAGUAUGAUAGCUACACGCUACGAUCUUACUUGACUGAUGUUGCGGGGUGGACUGAAGAUGCUAUCAAUCUCUAUGAUCUUGGCAACGCUCAUGUCGUCUUUGACAAUGGGUUCAUUGAAUCGUUCAAAGAUGCGUUUUUGUCGAGCAACAAAGGUGGCGAACAGGCGGGCAUGAAACAGCUUCAAGAAGGAAUGGAUGCUGUGCCCAAUGCAUUCGUCUCUAGUAAAAGAGGAGAAAACUCGUUAGUUGAUGAUAUCAUCUACGGUGCUCGAGUUACUGAGAUUGGUAUCCAUGAGCAAUCGGACCCCCAGAUCCCGGUCCAGGCCCCGGUAAAGGUGACCUACGAAGUCACAGCCAACAGCCUGAGAAAGUCUAUCACCUCCGACUAUCUCAUCCUCGCCAUUCCGUACACGGCGCAGCGAACGAUCGCCAAGUCAAAGCCCUUCGUUCCCAUGCAGGAGAUGGCAGUUCGAGACGUUCGCUACGUGGAAGUAACCAAGAUUCUCCUCCAGUACAAGAAGAGAUGGUGGGAGGAAGUCUUCACUAAGGAGGGUCAAGGCCUAGACGGUGGUCUCGUCAGCGAUCUUCCCAUCCGCUACACCAUGUUUCCCAAGACAGAAGACAACAGCCAGUUCAAAGACUCCAACCGUGGUGUCAUCAUGGCAGCCUACACCUUCGAACAAGACGCCACCAUUCUCGGAUCCCUCUCCCCAGAACGGCGAAUUCAGAUUGCCGCUGAGAACCUGAACAGAAUCUUUCCUGGCGCCAAGUCACUUGAUCUUCUCGAAGCUGGAGCCUCGCAAGUCUUCCCAGCUGAUGAACUAGCUGGUGGAAGUGCCUUCUGCUACUUUGGUCCAAUGCAGAAGACCAAGUUCUUGGAUACCAUGCAGAAGCCUGAUUGGGAGAACAGGGUCUUCUUUGCGGGUGAGCAGGCUAGCUUUACUCAUGGGUGGAUCCAGGGUGCUUUUGAAGCCGGGCUUCGAUGUGUCCAGCAGAUUUGGUCUGUUGCAGUUGAAGGCAAGGCACAGUAA
Molecule: messenger RNA, 1824 nt
Organism: Fusarium redolens
Lineage: Eukaryota; Fungi; Ascomycota; Sordariomycetes; Hypocreales; Nectriaceae
Exons: 3
Coding region: 1-1824 (607 amino acids)
Biological process (GO): amino acid catabolic process
Molecular function (GO): L-amino-acid oxidase activity; polyamine oxidase activity
Source: RefSeq, a predicted model, not a curated record